Messenger RNA from Camponotus floridanus (Florida carpenter ant), 4389 nucleotides. RefSeq lists its product as uncharacterized. The transcript is spliced from 6 exons. Gene Ontology annotation, molecular function: chitin binding. Gene Ontology annotation, cellular component: extracellular region. Bases 87 to 4052 code for a protein of 1321 amino acids. Lineage: Eukaryota; Metazoa; Arthropoda; Insecta; Hymenoptera; Formicidae. The record is from RefSeq and is a predicted model, not a curated record.
GGACCGCGUCGAAGGUGCGUCCGCAGUGCAUCCGUUGCUUUUCACGGUGGACGAGCGUAAUCGGAGCCCCCGUCUGCCGCGACAAAAUGCCAAAAAUUACCCUGUCCAUUCUGUGUCUCGUGACGGCGGUCUUGUUUAAUACAGUCGAACGAAGUCUUGAAUAUGACAUUCCGCGGAGGAGCUUCCUGUCACGCAGAGCGAUUGACGGAACUAGAGGAAAGAAGUACUUCGAUCCGAACGAGGACGGAGGAUUCGACAGCUACGGAUCCGCGGGCGGCGAAUAUGAUCCAUACGAUUACAUGACAGAUCUGUCUGACAUCAGAAAAAAUGUGCCGGGCGAGCCAGGCGUCGACUAUCCCGCCUACACGACAUUACCUCAGACAGGAUUUACGUGCGAAGGACGCUCACGUGGUUAUUACGCGGACGAAGCGGCCGGCUGUCAGGUUUUUCACGUGUGCCAUGAUGUGUUGGUAUCCUCCUUCCUGUGCCCGAUCGGUUCCACUUUCAGCCAAAAGCUAUUGACCUGCGACUGGUGGACCAAGGUCGACUGUUCCGCCAGCAACAGAUACCUCGAAAGAAAUCGCGACAGUUACCAGAUUGACGACGACGAGAUGAUCCGCAAAGCGUACGCAAUGAUUAGCUUGCAGUCCUCUGCGGAAGAAGUCACCAAGGACGGUCUGGUGGAUCCCGAUAGCGGUGCCAGGAUCGUUGAUUACUCCUCGCUCAGUGGCAGAAUUAUAAUGGACUUUUUGCCCGGGGGACUCCACAGGAUCGCGAAUUACGCCGCUGUCGACGCGACGAAAAACGAUUUGCCGACUGGAUUCGAGGAUUAUCCUCAGCAGGACGAGCGACGAAUCUUCAAUUACGAUCACCAGCAGCAGAAGAACACAAAUCCGGCGUAUCAUCAAGGCAAACUACACUUUGAAAACAAGGAUCGAUCGCCUUACCAUGCUUCCCUGAUUAUUCGACACGAUUAUCAGGAUCGAGUCGGCCACAACGAAUUUCAGGACGACUAUCGCAAAUCCGAUAACAGAUUCGCCAAUCGUUUACAAACGUCCUACGCGCCCACAGUUCCCACUGUUACUACGACCACUCGGAGAUUCUAUUCGCCUACGGUGCCGACGACCUAUCGACCUUCCACAUUAGCAUACAACAAGCUAGAUUUGAUGGUGGACAAUUCCGAUCAUCUUUAUGCGCGUAGCGUGACUCCUCCCUCGAUUACUCGUCAAAAUAAAGACGAGAGAGGCUCUGAUUUGAGAGAAAGAGAAAUGGGAUUCAAAGCUCCAACAAGAUCAGAAAGUGGCUCGUUAUCGAAAACGGAUGUGGACGAAAAGAAUACCAGCUUUGAAACUGACCAAAUGCAUUUCAACUUUGAGGAAAAGUCGGAAACGAAUUUUCGGACCAACGUGACUGAUGCGAUUGAUGAAGAUGUGCAGAUAUUCAGACAGCAAAAUGAUAAACCGAUCAUCAAACCCGAUAGCGAGGAUAGCUUGGAAGACAUUGAAGCGAGAGAUAGCAUCGGAAUCGCUCAAACGUUGAAUAAUCCACUCGGUAGGGUUAUUAUACAGAAUCAAAAUCCUGUAAAGACCGAGCGAGCAAGUCUGACGACUUCUAUUCUACCGCAAACAAUUCUAAAUCAUUCUUCGGGAUCGUACGAGAAAGAAGAAGACUUGAACUCGCAGAUCCCGAAGAAGUCGGAUAUUUUCAAUGAGACGAGCUAUGAUCAAUCAGACGAAAAUAUCACGAGUUCAACGAUGAAGAAUUUCGAGGAGACGACGUUCAUGAGAAACUUUGGCGACAAGACGACUCCGUUGGUGAGAAACCGGCAACAAAAUAUUGAGGUUGCAUCAACCAUUUCGGCAACUGCAAAACCUACGAUAAGUACGACUAGAAGAAGCGUUGACGAGAUUCAUGAUGCUAUCAUUCAUCCUUCAUCUAAUGACAGUCGCACAUCCGUAGACCAAAACACAUCAUCAGCUAGUUCGAGUCCCAAGGACAAUUCCUUAUCCAGGUUAAACUUUGGUUUCGAGGUUCCUCAACCAGCGCAAUUUUUGAAACCUCCAGCGGAAAGCUUCCUCAUUAACAUUCCUGAAGAGACGCAUUAUAUCGACGAGAGUUCUUCUUGGAAUCCUGGGUCGACAAACACCGAGAUUCCACAAUUUUCUGACACAUCUAUUGCGAACAAUCAGGAUCAAUUGCCGAUAUUCAAAGUUGAGCAGGUCGAUUACACCGACGAUUUGUCGGAGACACCUAAUUUAGGGAUUCAUCUAACUGUUCAACCUAUCUCUAAAAUAUCCACUUCCAUUCCGUGGCUCGUUGACGUUCCCGUGACCGACAUUGUUCCACCGAUCGUUGAUUACAAUGAUGGUUUCGGUGAUUUUGUCCCACCAAACGAACAUUCAUAUGCGACACAAUUUGAUAGCACGGAGGACUCGGAAAAGACGGAAAAUUCCUCGGCAACUCCGAAGAAGAAUAUCAGCGAGGCAGAAACUUUAACACAGUAUAACACAGAAUUCCAGUUUACCAUCAGGGAUGCUGUCAAGGCUCAACUGGGCUCGAGAACGAAUUCCAAAGCUGUUGCUUCCGAAGUUGCAGUUUCCACGCCAAGUGUAGAGGCGAAAACGAUCUCGAUUGGUACAAAAGCAACCCGGAGGACUUCAGAACGUUUGAGCUUUUCGAGUACCAACAUGCCAGAAAAUUCGGCGACACUUAUUCCCGAAUCUUUGACUUCUACCGCGCAAUCUCCGAUCAGUAAUAAUGAUUAUGCCGAUGUAGAGAAAUCAAAUCUGGAGAUUAACGUUUCCGAAGAGGAAACAAAGGAGAACGUGACAGGGAGUAAUCUAUCGCGCUCGAUCCAUCUAGAGUCUUUGAAGCAGAUCGAAGAGACGAUUGAUAAACAUAAUUCUCCGUACGAGGUAUCUAUCUCAAUCAAGAAGGACGAAGAUUUUGAAAACGACCUGACUUCGAGAUCAUCAGAUCGAUUCAACCGGAAGAGGGUCGUUAACAUUCCGAAGCUUCACGAUGUUAAUCGUGCGUCUUUGAACAAUAAAGAUGAUAAUGUUCCCGUUAUUGUCGACGAUGCAACUGGUCAAUUCAAGCAAUCGAAUUCAAAUGUGAGUAUGUUGAAUCUCCUCCAGUUGAUGGCUGAAUUGUUAAAACUGGAUCGGUUGCCGCGACCAUUCUCGGCAAAAGAUCUACGAAGCACCGAGCUCAGGAAUUCGUUUAACCUAGACCUCGAUGAACAACCAGCUACGACGAGUCCGCUAUUAAUUCCUUCGCAAAGAACGCCGUUCAAAAGCGCAAAGUCCAAGGCAUCUGCCUUCGAUACGUUCAAAACACCCAUCAAUAUUGCCAAAGCAAAGACAUCGCUGAAUCUGGACCUUAAUGAGCCAUCAUUCAUUACGACAAGUCCACUGGAAACUGGAAUACCAAUCGAAAAUGCAGAUUCCCAAAUAUUUUUUUCUGAAGACACUUUGAAAACGUCUAUUGACGCCGCUAUUAAACCACCUUCUGAUGUCUCCUCCGGAAUAUAUUCUAAUAAUGCAACAAAAUUGAAGACGAAUCAGUCGAAAAUAGAAAACCAGACUGCUCGACCUCUUCAGAAGGAGAAAAUCCUAGAACAACUGACGGUAAACUUUGGGCAACCUCGGUACCGUGGAAAUUCGAUCCGGGGACCACUCGUCUUCGAUUUGCCACAAGUGCAAAGAAGCUUGGACUUUGAGACUGGUUUGCCUAUAGAAGAGAGCAAGCAACUAAUCAGCGAAGCUGAAGAAAAAAGUUUAGCAUCCUCUACAACAGAAGUGACGACGACGACGAAGAAAUCGACUACGACAACGGAAUCCGUGAGAACCAUCGUCAAGACCGAGUUUGUUCCUUCUCUUGGUUUCUCUCUUGAUACCAGUGAAGGUCGCGAGGAGUACGUUCAGGCAGUUCUUGGAGGAUUGAUCGACGAGCGCGCCAAUAAAGGCAGCAAGGAUGAAUCCGGCAGUGAAAAAUUAACGAACGAAACUCCGAAAAAUGAAACUUUGAGUCCCGAACAGAAAGACAUUUAAAAAAUAUCUCAAGAAUAUGAAUGAUUAGGAAUAAUUGUAUCUCUCUUGGCUGAUCAGUUUUGUCAAUAUUAAUUAUAACAUUAUUAGUUUUUUACCUUGCAUAAAAUUACAAUUAAGAAAAAAUAAUUAAAGAUUCAAAUUAAUUGAAAAAAAAUGAACUCAGUUGAUGUCUGUAUUAUUUAAAGAAUGACAUAACGACAUUUUUCAAUAUAUUAAUUGAUAUAUAAAAUAAAAGUGAACUUGAUUUGAUAUCACAGCUAAACAAUGGGUCGAAAAUUGAUAAAUUAUUAAAAUAAAUGAUUAGUAAAUAUGCACACGUCUAAAGUCACAUUAAUUU